AUGUCAGUAACUUCCAACACAACGGGGUACAUUAAAGAGGAGAAGGAUGAACAGAUAUUUGAGUAUGAAACACAACACUUGGGCUUCACUCCAAAGGCUUUUUGCAAUGGAGUGUACAAUGCAGCCCUUGAAUAUAUCCAAAAAGCUGUUCAGGAAAUAGAGAUCUUCUUGUCAGAGGAGUAUAGUAAGGUGAUGAAGCCUACCCAGAUCAAAGAAGCUUGUGAAGUGAUCCUCUCCACCAUGGUCAGCAAGUUGGACAAAAACUUUGACAUCAUAGAGACUUACUUGACGAAGAAUGUGCUGACCAUACCAGGCAAUGUGUUACUGCCAGAAGACGAGGCACAGGCAGGGGACACCUACACACCAGAACAGGAAGAUAUGCUUGAUACUGAGAUACAGGAGCUGAAGGACAAAGUUCUGGCAUUGAAGUAUGCUAACAGUAAGUUGAAGCAGGAAAUGAGCCUUAUUGAUCAUGUCCAGGCUCGCUUUGACAUGGCACAACAACAGCUCCAGAAGUUGAAUGACAUUAACUCGGAGUCCGGAGUUCCAGAAGUGAAGGACAGCUUGAUGUUUACAUCACAAAAGGUUUUGGAAUUAGUGUCCAAGGUCAAGGCCAUGCAGGUCAAGGAUAAGGCCGCUACCUCGGAAACAGAUUCUAUAGACUUGUAGUCAAAACAUUAUGAGAAAUGCUGUCAAAAGUCUGUGUUGUAUUUCAAUGUCCACACUGAUUUCCCUAUAAAACCUUGUAUCAUAUUUUUGUAAUU
Ylistrum balloti is the source of this 764-nucleotide messenger RNA. Its product is annotated as protein MIS12 homolog. Gene Ontology annotation, biological process: protein localization to kinetochore; mitotic sister chromatid segregation; mitotic cell cycle. Lineage: Eukaryota; Metazoa; Mollusca; Bivalvia; Pectinida; Pectinidae. Gene Ontology annotation, cellular component: chromosome, centromeric region; nucleus. Bases 1 to 669 code for a protein of 222 amino acids. The record is from RefSeq and is a predicted model, not a curated record. The transcript has 6 exons.